GGGCAGCACGUUGUGCACGUUGUGGUUUGUGAGUCAGCUGUGAAUCUGCUGCUGAUGCCGGAGGACGGACUCUUCACGAUGGCAGCAGGCAGGCUGAGCUUCAGGAACAUCACCGCCCUGGCUCCGAUGGUGCGGGUGGGGACUCUGCCCAUGAGGCUGCUGGCGCUGGACUACGGAGCCGAUGUGGUUUACUGCGAGGAGCUGAUUGACAUCAAGAUGGCCCAGUGUCACAGAGUGGUGAACGAGGUUCUGCACACGGUGGACUUCGUGGCUCCGGACGAUCGAGUGGUGUUCAGGACCUGCGAGAGGGAGAAGGGCCGAGUGGUCUUCCAGAUGGGGACGGCCGAUCCAGACCGAGCGCUGACCGUGGCUCGACUCGUGGAGAAGGACGUGGCCGCCGUGGACGUGAACAUGGGCUGUCCGAAGGAAUACUCCACUAAGGGCGGGAUGGGAGCUGCUCUUCUGAGCGACCCUGACAAGAUCGAGGCGAUCCUCAGGAAGCUGGUCACAGGCGUUUCCAUCCCAGUGACGUGUAAGAUCCGGAUCCUUCCUUCGUUGGAGGAAACGAUCCGACUGGUUCAGAGGAUCCAGAGGACGGGCGUCACUGCUGUUGCCGUCCACGGCCGGUUGAAGGAGGAGCGUCAGAGACACCCGCUCCACUGUGACUACAUCCAGGCCGUCGCUCGGGCUGUUUCCAUCCCCGUCAUCGCCAAUGGAGGUUCUCUGGACCUGGUGAAGACCAACGCUGACAUCGAGGAGUUCCGGCGGGCGACCGGCGCCUCGUCCGUCAUGUUGGCUCGAGCCGCCAUGUGGAACCCGUCGGUGUUCGCCAGCCAGGGACCACUUCCUGUGGAGGGGGUCAUGGAGCAAUACCUCAAAUACGCGAUCGAGUUCGACAACAACGCCUUCAACACCAAGUACUGUCUGUGUCAGAUGCUGAGGGACAAGGUGGAGUCUCCUCUGGGGAAGCAGCUGCAGGCGGCUCAGAGCAACGCUGAGAUCAGCGCGGCGUACGGGCUGCAGGAGUUCUACCAGCAGACGCAGGAGCGGCUGCAGACCAGGAGGGCGGCGCUGCAGAGCGGCAGCGAGCCCGACCGGCCCGUGGUGGACGGAGACCUCACCAGCAUGGCCGUCAAGUUCCAACGGAGGGAGUAUCCACCUCAGGUCACACCGAAGAUGUUCCUGCUGGAGUGGAGCCGCAAGGAGAAGCUGGAGCAGCCGCUGUACCACAUGGUGGAACGUUCACAGGAUCGAAGCUUUCAGGCGACUGUGACUGUAGCAGGAAAGAAAUACAGAUCUUCACUGUGGGAGAAGUCGAAGAAGUUCGCGGAGCAGGCGGCUGCCGUGGUCUGCCUGCGAGUCCUGGAGAUCCCCGAGGGUCGGGUCGGCGAGGAGGAGUCCGGCCUGGUCUGCAAGAGGAAGAGGGACGGGAAGAGCAACGGCAGCGCGGAGCAGGACAGCAGCAAGAAACAACACCUUUCUGCUGAGGACCAGCAGGAAACACAAACCCCAAAGACCCCGGCGGUGGCCAACGGGGACGGUCGCAGAGCAGACACGACUCCAGAGCAGCUGUGAAGUGUUUGUCGGACAGUGUCACUUCCUGUCUGGAACAUCUGCGACGUCGUAGAACUGAAAACUGAAUUUACAUCAGCUGCUGGAUUCUGCCUUUACAUGAACAGACUUCUUUUUUUACUUGAUUUACAACGGUUUUCAUUUGUAAACACUGAGACGUGCUCAGUGAAAACUGUUCCUCACCAGAUCAGCUGUGAGAGAUUCACUUGUUUUAACUUGGAUGAAAUGAGUUUGAACCAGCAGGUGGCAGCACUGAGCGCUCAGCUCAGGUGUCAUCAGCUCAUGUCAGAGGUUUGAACCUGGUGCCUUAAAGAGGAAGUUUUACUUUUCAUUCUGAUGGAUCAUCGUCUGUCUCCUGAUUCAAUCCUUUAGUUUCUGCUGGGAAUGACUGAGGUUGGUUUAAAAGACGUUACACGUAGUAAACUGGUGGUAAACACGUAGUAAACAUGUAGUAAACAUCUGGUAAACAUGUAGUAAACAUGUAGUAAACGUGUAGUAAACAUGUCGAGCAGACUCCAGGUGCCAUAUGUUUUUGUUAAUCCUCCUCUGAGCUUUUAUUUCACUUGAGGUAAAGAAAUCUGUAUCUUCCACAUUGUUUCAUUUUAAAGAAGAAGCUGCUUUUUAUUUCCAUUUUUUUUAUUUCGUCUCCUGAAGCUGAUGCAACGCGUGGUGCGUUCAGGCUCCUCCGGCUCGACGCAGAUAAACGGAUCAAUUAUCUCGAGGUUAAUUAAUCUGAAAGUCCUGAACUGAACCUGAGAGGGAAACGCCCACUCUGACGUCAUCCCCGGGCUGGCUAACGGGGCGUUCAGGGGCCACUGUGGGAAGUUCAGUACUCAGGAUACAGGCUGUUGCUCCGUGUGAAGCUGAGUGUUUAAAAGUGUUGUAAAGAUUAUGAAUUACUUUGUUUUUUGUCAAACUUUCAACACUUCCUUGUGUAAACAGACAUGUUCAAGAAGAUACACAUAAACCUUGGUCUCAUGCUGACAAAUAAAGUGACAACAAUAAAAUAAAACAAGU
Messenger RNA from Limanda limanda (common dab), 2589 nucleotides. Its product is annotated as tRNA-dihydrouridine(20) synthase [NAD(P)+]-like. The transcript has 16 exons. Lineage: Eukaryota; Metazoa; Chordata; Actinopteri; Pleuronectiformes; Pleuronectidae. Bases 55 to 1575 code for a protein of 506 amino acids. Gene Ontology annotation, cellular component: cytoplasm. Gene Ontology annotation, biological process: tRNA dihydrouridine synthesis. Gene Ontology annotation, molecular function: tRNA dihydrouridine synthase activity; flavin adenine dinucleotide binding; tRNA binding. The record is from RefSeq and is a predicted model, not a curated record.